GACAGACCGAAGGGCUAGAACCCAAAUGGCCGCUGGAUCGGAAAAGUAAAGUAAAAAGUAAAGUAGUGCUUGCAAAAGCAAUAUCGACCCGAUGUCAGGAGUGUUCUGUGGGUCCACCUCCUGUGCUCUGACCUCAACCAACAUAUGGCCUAAAUAAGGCUUGGUAUGGACAUAGAUUCGGAUGACCUUGACAGUGAGUCGGACUCAGAGGCCCGUCCUGGCAGUCCCAGCCUCGACAACGGCGCGUCUACGUCCAAGGUCGCUCCCGUGGAGGUGAAGUCUGAGCCAGAGGAGAACUCGUCGGCCACGUCUCGGGUCUCUUCCAGCACCUCAGAACACGGCGACCCCGCCUCUCUCCAGCAAAGUCAGGUGUCGGGUUCAGAUCAGAUCGCUGGUUUUUUGGACUCAAACUUUCCACCACCCGCGGCAGAAGUGAAAACAGAACCUGAUGGUGGCGAUGGAGGAAGUGAGGACAAGCCACACCCCCACUCUCUUCUGUCCCAGUUACCCCCACCGUCCUCCUCCCCCAACGUUGCCGAUAGAAAACCCGACGACCUCGCCUCGCCCGCUACUGUUGGCGACCUCGCGGAAGCGGUUGACCCCAACACACCUGUUGACCUUGAACUUAACGCCAGCGAGAAGGAGCUGGCGGCGUUGGGUCUGGAGCGUCUGAAAUGUGCUCUCAUGUCGCGAGGAAUCAAGUGUGGGGGCACACUGGAGGAACGGGCGGCCAGGCUUUUCUCCGUGCGCGGUUUGUCCACAGAGGAGAUUGAUCCGUGGCUGUUUGCCAAGUCCAAGGGCAAGGGGAAAAAGAAGUAA
Messenger RNA from Aplysia californica (California sea hare), 819 nucleotides. RefSeq names its product replication stress response regulator SDE2. Bases 166 to 819 code for a protein of 217 amino acids. The transcript is spliced from 3 exons. The record is from RefSeq and is a predicted model, not a curated record. Lineage: Eukaryota; Metazoa; Mollusca; Gastropoda; Aplysiida; Aplysiidae. Gene Ontology annotation, cellular component: nucleus.